AUGCCCAAACCCGCCGAACUCGCCACGUUCGGCAUCAGCGCCUUCAAAUCCAUUGCGCUGCAGCCCGCGCUGCCCGCAGCGCUGCUCAUCCUUCUCGACCGCGUACCGAGAGAGAUGCUGGCCCAGGUCAUCGACCCUGCCAAGCUGCACCAAUACCUUGGCACCCCCCAGGCGCGCAAUGUGCUCAAGAUCUUCCUGGCCUUGGGUGUCGCGAGGCUGGUGAACCGCUGGCUGAGCGCGGCCGCAAACAACAACUGGAGCUUCAGCACGAAAUCUACGUGGCACUGGCAGAGCGAGCUCGCCGUCGUCACGGGAGGAUGCAUGGGCAUCGGCAGGAGCAUCGUGGACGGUCUCGUCGCGCGCGGUGUGCACGUGGCCAUCCUGGACGUGGCGCCUCUGCCCGAGGAUCUGGCCAAGAUCUCCACGGUCAAGUACUGGAAGUGCGAUAUCACAGCACCGGAAGAGGUCAGGGCGGCGGCGGACGACAUUCGUCGGCGCGUCGGCCAUCCGUCCAUUGUCAUCAACAACGCCGGCAUCGCGCAAAGCACCCCCAUUAUCGACACGCCCGACGAGUUCCUGAAAAAGAUCAUGGGCGUCAACCUCAUGAGCCUGUGGUACACGACCAAGGAGUUCAUGCCCAACAUGAUCCUCAAGGACAAGGGCCACAUUGUCACCGUCGCCAGCAUGGCCUCGUACGUCGCUAUCCCGACCGCCGCCCACUACUCGGCCACCAAGUCGGGCGCCCUCGCCUUCAACGAGGCCCUCAAGGCGGAGAUUAAGCACGUCCAUCGCGCCACGGGCGUCUUGACGACGAGUGUGCACCCCAUGUGGGUCGCCACCAGCAUGACGGCGCCGUUCGGCGAGCGCAUCAGCAAGACACAGGGAAAGAUGAUGGGGCCAGAAGAUGUCGCCCGUCCCGUGCUCAAGCAGAUUUUCAGCGGAAAGGGGGGACAUGUGUUCGCCCCGGCGGAGACAAGUUGGAUCAGCGUGGCGCGCGGGUUGCCUUCGUGGAUGCAGGAGACGCUGAGGGACGUGGCGGGUAAGGAGUAG
This is a messenger RNA of Emericellopsis cladophorae, 1050 nucleotides long. Its product is annotated as Short-chain dehydrogenase/reductase family 16C member-like protein. The transcript has a single exon. Gene Ontology annotation, molecular function: oxidoreductase activity, acting on the CH-OH group of donors, NAD or NADP as acceptor. The coding region runs from base 1 to 1050 and encodes 349 amino acids. NCBI's taxonomy places the organism in Eukaryota, Fungi, Ascomycota, Sordariomycetes, Hypocreales, Bionectriaceae. The record is from RefSeq and is a predicted model, not a curated record.